CACGCUUCGCGGAAAAUAGCCUCUAACCAAUGGUAUUUGUCGUGACAAUCCAUUGUCGGCCGCCAUUUUAUUUCUAUAUGUGCAUGAAACGUUGGAUAACCUUUUGCGAAGGAAUACUAUUUUAUCAGACCUGAGUGUUGCUGUCUUUAAUUUAACUGUUAUUUGUGGGCAUCAGAGACUCUGCGCACCUCCAUCGUUUUCGUUUGGUGAAGGACGCCACCCAUUACAAGGUCAUGGCCGAAACGACGCGAUUCUUCUCAAAAUGCAAGUCCAUGUUGCAAGAUAGUCAUAAGACUUUCUCUUUCCUGAAUUCAGUCGUUUGUAACAUCAAAAAUUUCCAGAAUGAAUUCUCUAUCUGAUGUGAGUAUUUCUCCAGCCCUGCUGCAAGCAAUAUCGCAGACCCUUACUUCCAAAGAAACUGGAAAUCAGUCUUCAAAACAAAACCACUCAUCAAACAUGCACCCACGAAUAAAGAUUAAGCAGGAGAUUCUUGAAGCUAGGAAUUCGUCAUUGUCUGAAGAAAGUAAAACUGACAUUGGGGAGGAUGAAGCAAGUGCUCGUAUUGUGAACAUUUUACAGGGUAUGCAGAAAGCAUCAGAAACAGAUGAAGAAACAGGUCAUUCUUCUCAAUAUAUCAGUCCUGGGGAUAUUAAAAAUAUGUUGAAAUGGAAAAUACAACACAAUGUUCCAAAACCAGAUGGACAAAGUGAGGACAACUUAGUUGGAAACCUUGGUAGUAGUGAUCAAGAGGCCAUGGUCAAUGUUUUAACAACUCUUGCCAUGCAACAAGCAAAAACUUUAUCCAUGGCAUCUAAAGGUUCAAGUAGUGCUGAGAUAAGAUUACCAGAAAAUGUAACUAUAUCUCAAACCCAAGAAGAGGUUGUCGCUGACCAGAGGACUGUAAUGAUAGAAUCAGCAGGUCAGACUUACUACGUGAGGACCAACACAGAAAACUUAAUCUCUGAGACUGUCUCAUCCAACGCUGGUGAGACUCAUUUACAGUUUUCUACAGCAAUGUCGUCUGAGGGAGACAUAUCUGGCCAAGGAAGCAUGCAUCAGGAUGUUGAUGUGUCUUGUAUUCCAGAAACGGCCAUGUCUCAGAGUGAGGACAACAGUAUGUCUAAUGAUGGCUAUCAACCAUGUCCUGUAUGUGGAGAUGCUGUUUCAGGUUAUCAUUAUGGGAUUUUUACUUGUGAAAGCUGUAAAGGUUUCUUUAAAAGAACUGUUCAGAACAAUAAAUCAUUUACUUGUCAUCGAAAUGGGGAUUGUGAGAUAAGUCGAGGAAAUCGAAAGAAAUGUCCCUGCUGUCGAUUUGCCAAAUGUGUUCAAAUGGGCAUGAAAACACAAGCUGUUCGACUUGAUCGGACUCGAGGAGGAAGGAGUAGCUAUGACGGUUGCUCACCCAGGAACCGCCCCAAAAUACCAGUCCCUGUCAAGAAACCAAAAGUAAAGAGACCACAAUCAUCAAGAAGUGUGUCACUGGAAGACAUUAAUGUGACCUUACCUACUGGAGAAGAUGUCUCAGGAAGUCAACUGAUGGCCAUUUUAAAUAAAUCAGGAAAAGCCCUUCUACAAGGAAUGGUGAAACCCAUGAUUCCUCAAAUUUUAUCAGACAUUGUAGGCAUGGAGUCUCUGUUGUGUGAUGAUGAAACGGACACUGAUUUUCCCAUGGAGAAAAUUUCAGACACUGAUCCCAAUGUAAUAAUGUCUAUGUUACAGUUGGCAGAAUUAAAACUUUACAAGCUGGUUCGCUGGGCUCGAAAUUUACCACAAUUUAGUUCUAUUGCAACAGAUGACCAAAUAUUACUGCUGCAGAACUCAUGGUGUGAAAUUCUGACCUUGAAUUGUUGCUUCAAGUCAAUGAGUACACCCUCAGAAAUUCAACUUCCAUUUGGAAAGAGCAUUGACCUUGAGAAGGCCAUUAGCAUAGGACAUGGAGUGGAUGAUAUUAUCAGUAGAAUGUUAUUUAUUGCUGAACAUCUCAACAGACUUCAAGUUGACCAACAUGAAUUUGUUGCUCUUAAAGUUUUAAUUUUGAUUUCUCCAGACAUCAAGGGAAUGAAAGACCCAAGCAAAGUGGUGGAGCACCAAGAUGCUAUAACAGAAGCUCUAAGGCAAUACACAGAGAGCCACUACCCUCAAAUGCCCAAUAAAUAUGGCCAGCUACUGAUGAGGCUAACAGAACUGGCUAAGAUCAGUAUGCUAACCAAAGAGGCCCUCAAUUCCAUUGUACCACCCAGUCUACAAUCCUGUGGUCUCCUGUUUGAGCUGUUGAAAGGCGAUACUGGCAAGGAGGAGUCAUAGAAACAGGGGUUAGAUGCAACAGUUUAGGAAGAGGAUGCUUGCGUUUAGUGACCAAAUCUUCCUUUUAAAAAGGAGGUAAAAACCAGGUUGUGUUCUAAAUAUAAAUAUAAAGACUCAACCUUUAAUAAUAUUCAAAGUUUGGAGUGAAAAGAGUAUUCUGUUAACCAUGUAACAGUAUCAGUUUGUUCUCCAAUUUAAGUACUUUAUCAGAGAGUAAACCAGCAUUACAUACAGACAUUGAAGAGAAUGUUUACAGACUUACACCACUGACUAAAUGAAGAGGUUCUUCAAUCAUGCACAAGAUAUAUACAGCUACAAGAUACAUAUAUUUUUACCCCAUGUGUACUUUUAUUGGUGCAUUCAUCAUUGAUCAUGGAUUGUGUAUUUUAUACUUCAUCUUUAGAUAGUUUUCAUUUUACAGGAUUUUAGAGUUAGGAUGUUGUGUGAAUAUGAAAAUGGUUGUGUCUGAUAUUCAAGGCAUUGAAGAAGGAUGAAAGAUAAUUUUCAUCCACUGUGUUUAUAGAUUGUUCAUUAUUCAAAUGCACUGCAAUGAAUUGUUCAAAUAUUGAAUUACUGAUAAGGUAGUAAAGAUGAGGAUGAUUUGUUAUUUUACCUUCUGGAAGCCUUCCUGUCCAUAACCUUACCAUAAAUUUUGAAUGUUAAAAGAAAGAAAAUCAUGCAUGCUCCACAAAAAAAGCUGAUUGUGAAGUGCCAUUUUCAGUCAAGUCAUGAUCACAUAAAUAAAUUAAUGGUCGUAUAAUGGUCAUAGUUGGCUUGCAUUUAAUUGAUAGUUAUUGUAUAAGGACACAGUACAUAGCAAAAACAUGCAACUAUGUGCAUUCCUGUUGGUAUGUGAGUAAUGUACAUGAUAAAAAUUCAGCUUGUGUAAUUGUAUUAAUAUUGAAAAAAGUUCAUGUAUAUCAAAUAUCACCAGAAAUUAUGUAUAAUUUCAAACAACUUUAAUUGUUAAAAAACAGAAUAUUCAAGGUUGAAUAGAACAAAGAAACCUAAAAGGCAAUUAAUUUUACAGUACUGGUAUGUUGUUUAGUGCUAUUCAUUAUACAUGUAAUGAUGAAUUUAACAAAUUAGUAGAAUAAAUAUCAAUACAUGUACACCAAUAAUUGUAAUGCUGAUAAAAAGAAAACCUAUAUUACUAUAUAACUACUUAGUUAUCAGAUGAGUGCCAAAUGCCUGGGUACUCGCAGUUUUCAAUAAGACCAGAUUUAUAGGUGUAAAAGACGGACGUAAUAUGUUUUACUAAGAAAAAAAUGUAGCAUGAGGAAGGAAGAAAGAGUGAACACCUAUGGGUCAGAACUCUUUGACCUUAUUUGCAAAAUUUGAAGAAUGAGGACACUUUACAUAGGAAGGUACAUAGUAACAUAUGAAUGUUGUACAUGUAUUUAUUACUUGGAAAAUCUUAAUUUGGAUGAGUUAUAACAAGUUUGGAAAUACAUGUACAUGUAACAUAUAAGCUAAACAAUAUUAUAAGAUAUACAAUAUUAGAAAAUUGAACUGAUGCCCAGUAUGAAAAUGUUAACACUUUUUCAUAACAUACAUGGAAGUGACCUAAGCAGUAAUUCAUGAUGAGAAUUCAACUUCACAGAGGAAAAUAAUGUAACGUUGCCAUUAUUUAGGCUUCCUAUGAAUGUUAAAAUCAUGUGAUUUAUUCCAGGUUUCUGAAUGCAUUCAGAGUUUUUGUUUUAAAUCUUGAUUUUUAUAGGUAUCAGGUAGAUGCUCUUUUUUAAGAAUUUGAAUAUGUUAUAUAAAUGUUCUUAUACGAUUAAGUUUGCUUUGUGCUAUUUUGAGUACAUUUUAUAUUAAAGAAUUUCUUAUAAUGAAAUAGUUGCACAUUAACUGAAAUACAGUUGCGGAAGUUAUGUUAGAUUUUUAUUUUGUAUUUUCAAAAAGAAUUCCAUGAAAUAAUGUCUCAGAUUUUAAGACUUCAAUAACCUGAGUGAUGCCUAAAUAUUAGAGUUGAUAAGUUAUCAUUGAAUUGAUUGUAUAUAGAUUUUAUACACUUUAUUUCAACCCUGAUUAACAUCGAUUAAAAUUUCAUAUACAGAU
Molecule: messenger RNA, 4368 nt
Organism: Saccostrea echinata
Lineage: Eukaryota; Metazoa; Mollusca; Bivalvia; Ostreida; Ostreidae
Product: nuclear hormone receptor FTZ-F1 beta-like
Exons: 6
Coding region: 343-2304 (653 amino acids)
Biological process (GO): tissue development; hormone-mediated signaling pathway; regulation of transcription by RNA polymerase II
Cellular component (GO): RNA polymerase II transcription regulator complex
Molecular function (GO): nuclear receptor activity; zinc ion binding; RNA polymerase II cis-regulatory region sequence-specific DNA binding
Source: RefSeq, a predicted model, not a curated record